AUGCCGUCAAUGGAUAAAUUCAAGGCCUCUUUGGCAACAUCUGUCAUUAAGCGCGAGAAUGCAUUUUCUGCGGCAUCUACUCUUCUUAAAUUAAUAAAGGAUUUGACCACAAAAGUCGAUGUGGCCAACAUGUGUCUGGCUGAGUUGGUCAAAGUGGAAAAGACUUUCAGGGAGGCUGAUGAGUUAGUUGUCCAACUCAAUUCUCAGCUAGAGGAGCCUGGUCAGAUCGGUCCACCCUCAAAAUUCGAUGCAUUUUUUGAAAUUUGCCUACAUGUACGUGCCGCCCAUAGUCGUCUAACCGCAUCUACGUCUGUUAAGGCGCCAUCAUUGUCAUCUGCUGAGCUACCUAUUCCGCGGGUUGACCUGCCUUGCUUUCAGGGCAAGGUUGAGGAAUGGCCCGGAUUCAUCGCUCUAUUCGAUGCCUUAGUGCAUCAGAACAAUUCCCUGGCGCCCGUUCAGAAGUUUCACCUCUUGGCAUCUGCCAUCUCUGGUGAAGCAGCAUCUGUCAUCUCUGGCUUUCAAUUAAAUUCGGUGAAUUACCCCCUGGCCUAUCAAGCCCUUCACUCCCGGUAUCAAAACCCUCGUCGGUUGGCGAAUCUUUAUGUGAAUCAGAUCUUGGAUUCACGGCCCGCAUCUGUGUCUUCCUUACCACAGUUGAAGCAAUUCGUCACGACGCAUCCGAAUGCCAUUCAUGCCAUCAAGGCAUUACCCAUUUCAGAUCUGGCUGACUUGCUCUUGUUUUCUCUAGCAUUGCGCAACCUCGAUAUACCAUCUCGCCACUUGUUUGAGGGGCAGUUAUCCUCUGAUGACUUUCCCACUCUCGCUCAGUUGCUCGAAUUCACCAAUCGACAGUUGCGAGUGUUGGGGAGCACUUCCGUCACCUCAUCCAUUGCGCCGAAGGGAUCAUUAAGACCUCAAUCUCCAGCAGGCUCAGCAUCUGUUUCCCCAUCGUCUGUGCCUUCAUCCUCUGGUGUGUAUCCUUGCCGCCCUGCUUACGCUGGUGCGUGCCCUUCGUCGUCUUCCGCGUGUGUGUUUUGCUCGGCGAAUCUUUCUGUUCGCCAGUGUCGUCAGUUCAAGGCCAUGAACGUUUAUCAGCGACGAGCUUUCGUGACUGAAAGGCGACUAUGA
This is a messenger RNA of Harmonia axyridis, 1128 nucleotides long. RefSeq lists its product as uncharacterized. Lineage: Eukaryota; Metazoa; Arthropoda; Insecta; Coleoptera; Coccinellidae. The record is from RefSeq and is a predicted model, not a curated record. Bases 1 to 1128 code for a protein of 375 amino acids. The transcript has a single exon.